Messenger RNA from Gaeumannomyces tritici R3-111a-1, 4050 nucleotides. RefSeq names its product transcription elongation factor spt-5. Gene Ontology annotation, cellular component: DSIF complex. The coding region runs from base 753 to 3881 and encodes 1042 amino acids. The record is from RefSeq and is a predicted model, not a curated record. The transcript has 3 exons. Gene Ontology annotation, biological process: regulation of DNA-templated transcription elongation; regulation of transcription by RNA polymerase II; transcription elongation by RNA polymerase II. Gene Ontology annotation, molecular function: protein binding; mRNA binding. NCBI's taxonomy places the organism in Eukaryota, Fungi, Ascomycota, Sordariomycetes, Magnaporthales, Magnaporthaceae.
CAGACGGAUUGAUGGCUGUGGCUCCACGUUGCGACCGCAAUCAACCCAGCAAGCUUUGGUGUCGAGUCUUGCAGAGCACAAUUGAACCCAAUCAGCAGCACAGGCCUAAGUCUCUAUAAGAUGUGAUGAGAGAAACUGCGUUGGCCCGUGCUCAAUCCAUGCUUUGGGUGUCGGCCUUUUUUUCUUUCUUUUUCUUCAUUCUUCUUGUUUUGUCCCUGAUCAUCCCUCUGCACUUGUCGCGACGUCGUCGAGUUAGGUAAGCAAUCAAGCAAGGUUCGUGGCAAGCGUCAACUGUAGCUGGGCGGGUCCGACAUUCUGCGGACCCAUUCCAGGCGCGACAGGGACUGGGCGUGCUGACCGGGAGAGCUUUUGACACGCCAAAUAAGUCCAAGUUGACAAGCCCGUGUCUAAGAGACACGAUAAUUCUCCCUCCCUUGCUUCCUUCGCUUUCAUCCACAGCGAAUUCGGGAUUUGGCAGUUGGCCGGACUGAAUCACCAUUUCUUUGUCCCCAAAGACUCUGCGCCCUCCAUUUUGGCCGUCUUUUUCGAGCCCACGACCUGGCGUUUUGUAGCUGUCGCGCCGCUCGAGGCUCCGCUCAACCACAACCAAGGCUUCUCUGUUUGCCUGACUUUCUCCUCAAAAGCGCAUCACCACCCGCCAUUCCCGUGCCGCACUCAAUCGGCGUUGGAUCAAACAGGCGUGCCGCUCGCGCUAAAUAGCAGCCUCGCGCUGCCGUCGCACCACGCCCAUCAUGUCAGGCGUUGAAUACGACUCCGAGUCCGACGACGACAACUUCAACCCAGCCCCGGCCGACGUCUCCGACGACGAGGACAACCAGAAGCAGGAUGCGCCUCGCAGGUCCUCGGACGACCGCGGCGCUCCUAGUGCCGAUGGCGACGCCGACGGCGGCGAUGAGGAAGCAGACGAUCAGGCUGCCGCACAAGAUGAGGAUGAGGGCGAGGGCGAAGACGACGAUGAGGAUGAGGACGACGAGGACGAUGAGGAGGACGACGUUCGCGCUGGUCACCGUAAGAAGAGACGGCGGGAUAGGAGAGCUGCUUUCUUCGAUAUCGAGGCCGAGGUCGACGAUGAAGACGAGGGCGAGGAUGACGAGAAAGACGGCGAAGAAAUAGAAGACUUCAUCGACAACGAACACCCCGACGAUAUUGCCGAGAGCGGCCGACUCGAUGACGAUCGCCGCCAUCGUGAUCUGGACCGCCGCCGAGAGAUCGAGUCGAGCAUGGAUGCUGAAAAGCAGGCCGAGAUUCUCCGACAGCGCUAUGGCAAUCGCCGCCAUGCUCAAGGAUUCGGCGACUCUACCGUCGUUCCUAAGCGGCUGCUCCUGCCGAGUGUCGACGAUCCCCACAUCUGGGCCGUCCGGUGCAAGGAGGGCAAGGAGCGUGAAGUUAUAUACUCCAUCAUGAAAAGGGUCGAGGAGCGCAUGAACACCAAGGAGGAGCUGAGCAUCACGUCGGCUUUCGAGCGGGGUGGCACCCAGUCCGUCAUGAAGGGGUACAUUUACGUCGAGGCUAACAGGUCGACUGAUAUCCUCAUGGCGCUCGACGGCAUGCUCAAUGUCUACCCGCGCACCAAGAUGAUGCUUGUCGAGAUCAAGGACAUGCCUGAUCUCUUGCGUGUCACUAAGACGCCCACUCUCGAGCCCGGCGCAUGGGUGCGUCUGCGGAGACCUUUCAAACACGCAGGCGACUUGGCUCAGGUCAUGGACGUGACGGAGAACGGUCUCGAGGCCCGAGUCCGCUUCAUCCCCCGCCUUGACUAUGGUGUCCGCGACGAGGCCGUCAGCAGCGCCCUUACCGCGGACGGAAAGCGUAAGCGGGCCGUCGGGCCGGGCGUUAAGCCGCCACAGCGUCUCUUCAGCGAAGUCGAAGCCAGGAAACGCCAUCCCCGCAACGUUACCGGAAACGCGCAGUCCAACGUCUGGACCUACAACGGCGAAGAGUUCGAGAAUGGCUUCCAAGUCAAGGAUAUCAAAAUCCAGCAGCUUACUGUCAAGGACGUGAACCCCUCCCUCGAGGAGGUAAGCAAGUUCGCCUCAGGUGCCGACGACGGUACCGAGAAUCUUGAUCUCAAGGCGCUUGCUGCCAGCCUCCAGGGCAACAUGUCAAAUGUUGCCUACCUUGCCGGAGAUAUCAUCGAAGUCUACGAUGGGGAGCAGAAAGGUGUUGUAGGUAGGGCUACCAGCAUUCAGGGUGACAUCGUCACCCUGCAGGUCACCGAGGGCGACCUCAAGGGCCAAACCAUCGAGGUGCCCACAAAGGGACUUCGCAAACGCUUCAGUGAGGGCGAUCACGUCAAGGUGAUUGGUGGCAGCCGCUUCAGGGACGAGGUUGGCAUGGUUGUCAAGAUCUCUGGGGACAGGGUCACGCUCCUGACGGACCAAACCAACACCGAGAUCACGGUUUUCAGCAAGGAUCUCCGCGAGGCAAGCGAUAUUGGCGGGCAGGGAUCUUUGGGACAGUACUCGCUGCUCGACCUGAUCCAGCUGGAUCCGACAACGGUCGGGUGUAUCGUCAAGAUUGAUCGUGAAUCGUUGACGGUCUUGGACCAAAACGGAGACAUUCGGCAGCUCGCGCCGUCGCAGGUCACAAACAAGCUACCCAAGAGGAAGACAGCCGUGGCAGCAGACCGCAAUGGCUCCGAGAUCCGGCUGGACGAUGUUGUCAAGGAGUUUGGAGGCCAGAGGCGACAGGGCAAGAUCAUCCACAUCCACCGUUCGUUUGUGUACCUGCACAGCAGCACCACGAGCGAAAACGCGGGUGUUUUUGUAACGAGGGCCAGCAACGUCAAUACCAUCGCGGCCAAGGGCGGCAGGGUCAACACGACGUCGCUGGGGCCAGACCUGAACGCGAUGAAUCCGGCUCUGAAGCGGAAUGUCGCCGGCAACGGCAUGCCUGCCCCGCAGCAGCAGCGGUCCAUGGGACGAGAUCGCGCGCUUGGGCAGACGGUCAGUGUUCGUCGGGGUGGAUACAAGGGCUUGCUCGGAAUCGUCAAGGAUACCACGGAUACCCACGCGCGCGUGGAGCUGCAUACCAAGAACAAGAUCAUCAUGGUGCCCAAGGCGGAUUUAAUCUUCAAGGACAAAAUCACGGGCCGGCCCAUCGACAUCAACGUGCGUGGUGGGAGCCGAGGCGGGUUCGGUGGGGGCUCUGGCGGAAGAGGAGGUUAUGGCGGUGCUACCGACUACGGCGGUCGCACGCCGAGUGCUGGAGACGGGGCUGGGGGCCGGACACCGGCGUGGGGAUCAAAGCCGACAUCCCAUACUCCAGCCUGGGGUCGUUCGGAACCGUCUGGAGCGCGUACGCCUGCGUGGGCGAUCGCCGACGGAUCACGGACCGUCAACCCGUACGACGGCAGCCGCACCGCCUAUGGUGGCGGAAGCGGCUCGCGGACGCCUGCGUGGAGUCUGGGCGGCAGCAAAACACCGGCCCACGACUCUUUCUCGGGCGGGUCCAAGACGCCCGCAUGGAACCCAUCCGGCUCCAAGACUCCGGCGUACGGCGGUCUCUCGGCCCCGACACCCGGGGCCAGCACCAGCGACGCUUGGGGCUAUACCCCUGGACCAAGCGGCGGGUCGCACGCCUAUGAUGCGCCGACGCCGGGUGCCGGACUGGGCGCCCCGACUCCCGGCGGACUGAAUGCACCAACGCCCAGCGCCUACCCGUCGGCACCCACUCCGGCUGUCAGCGCACCGACUCCCGGUGCUUGGCAGGGCGGCUGGGACUCGGCGGCCACGCCAGCGGCUACAGCGCCUACACCUGCGGCUUCUGGCGGCUACUAUGGGGCUCCGACGCCCGCGGCCUAUGGCGGAGCGCCCGAGACACCCGCAGCUAGUGGACCCCGGUACACCGACGAUGACUAGGGGAGGCAAGGAGCAGUUUGAUAGAAAACCCGGGUUUGCGUCGCAGCACGUAGCAUGGCCUGGUUCCGCCUAGAAGUUAACUGGCCGAGCUGAUGUUUAGGGUGUAUGAUAGGAGGGGUGUGAUAGAAGCAGAAAAGGAAUAAUGCGAAAGUAUCUUUUGGAAAGCAUA